AUGACGGACGAGGAAACCAAAAGUCGCAAUAGAAGAGAAAUGUCUAAAACUGAUGUAUCGAAUAAUAUCCAGAAUUCUGACAAAAAUAAAGCUUCAAAAUCAUCGAAUGGAAUAGCAGCUCCUAUUCAAAUAGUUGCAUCGAUUUUAUUAGGCAUUGCAUUUGGUUUCUUAAUGAACAAAACUAACGUAUAUCUUGCUCCGAUGAUUCGAGAACAAAUGAUAUUUAAACGCUUGACUAUGAUUAAAAUGUUUCUUGGUGCUGUUGGAAUGUCAAUGUUGAGUGUGUUUUUACUUAUUCUUUUCAAUGAAUCAAUCUAUCAAAAUGUUCGCAAUGGAUUUAUUCAUAAAAUCAAUCGUAUUGGAGCUUUUCAUCUUGCCAUGGGUGGAUGUCUUAUUGAAGUUGGCAUGGUUCUAGCUGGUAGUUGUCCAGGAACAAUAUUUAUUCAAAUGGGUUCGGGUCUACCAAAUUCUUUCAUAACAUGUAUUGGUGGUAUCUGUGGAGUUUUAUUUUAUUAUUUAUUUCUUAAUGAACGUCUGACAAAGCAGGAGCUACCAAAAUCAUCCAUAGUUCUACAACAACUUCCAGAUUUAAUGGGUGUAAAACAUAUUUAUCUGAAUCUAAUAUUUGGUUUAACAUUUAUUAGUAUUGCAUUCAUUCUUGAGUACUUUUUCCCCUAUAAAAAUGAUUUAAUUCAAUCAGACGGAUUUCAAACUUUAAGUGCUUGGUCACCAGCAUUGUGUGGUGUCGGAAUUGGCUUGUUACAAUUAUUUUUCAUGAUUUCAUUUAAAAAAUCAUUGGGUAUAUCAACCGGAUUUACUGUUAUUGUUGCACAAGCAUGUCGUGUACAGUUUUUCAAAAAAUUAAUACCAUCACUAGAAUCGUUCACUUAUGGAAUACAAAAUAGUUUAACAUUAUUGUUUGCACUUGCAGCUAUUGCCGGAAGUUUUAUUUCAACUGUUUCAACAAACCAAUUUCCAUUAAAUGAAAAAUAUGGUGCAAAUGUUUGGAGUAGCUUCUUUGGUGGAUUCUUACUAUUAGUUGGUGCACGAUGUGCUGGUGGUUGUACAAGUGGACAGGGAAUCUCGGGUGUUAGUCAUCUUUUAAUUGGUUCUCUUAUAGCAACUGCAGCUAUGUUUGGCGGCGGAAUACUUUUUGCUAUCGGCUAUGGAUUGAUAACAAACGACUGGCAUUUUUAUGAUUUGUAA
Messenger RNA from Rotaria socialis, 1206 nucleotides. NCBI's taxonomy places the organism in Eukaryota, Metazoa, Rotifera, Eurotatoria, Philodinida, Philodinidae. The record is from the annotation of a GenBank genome assembly.